Messenger RNA from Pelagomonas calceolata, 1531 nucleotides. Lineage: Eukaryota; Pelagophyceae; Pelagomonadales; Pelagomonadaceae. The record is from the annotation of a GenBank genome assembly.
GCAUUUCGAAUGCCAGCCAGCCGAAAACUGGGCAGCCACGCGCACACCGCCGCGCACGAUACGGCAGCACUACGCCAGCCGCCGACACAUACAGCCACCAGCGCGCCAGCAACGAGCAGCCGCACCAACCCCACCGGCAAAUCAAACCAAACCAACCAUGGGCAAGUACACGGCCUCCGACGGCAAGGAGUUCGACACGAAGCGCGAAUGGCGCAAGUACGAGAUGCUCCUCAUGUACACCUUCAAGGAGCAGACGGGCCACACCUUCGAUAUGAAAAAGCCCGGAGACGUCAACGGCCAGCAAUUUGAUAUGAUGAACCUGACGAAGUAGGAUCUCGGCGUCCCACGUCGGUGCCUUCACUUCCAUACGACUCGUCUCCAGGAGUGAUGGCCGUGGGUGGUCUGUUUUUCGAAUUUGGGGUCAAUCGUGAUGCUCCGCGCAGGUGCGAAGCGGUGGUGGCCGACAGCACGGACAUGGUCCAGAUCGACGAGUGUAUCGAUUGCAAGGUGUUCCUCGGGGCCUCUGGUGAAAGUGUUUUUAUCAGAGACUGCAAGGGGUGCACGUUCUAUGUCGCGUGUAAACAACUCAGAUUAAGGGACUGCCACGACUGCAAGUUCUCCCUGUAUUCGCAGACGGAGCCCGUCAUCGAGACGUCCGAUGGGAUCGUAUUCACGCCCUUCGCGGGAGGGUUCGACGGGCAAGAACAAUGUAUGCGUUCCGUGAAUUUGGACCCUUCCAUUAACUUCUGGUGGGGGAUUUUUGAUUUCAACGACGAGGCGAAGACGGUCCGUGACUCAGUGUUGUGAAUGAACUUGAACUUGAUCCGGUGGAGACGAUGGCGUCUUCAUGAAGCCACGUCGCCUCGACGCCGUCGACGUGUCCGCGCGCGAGUCUACGCGUCUCGCGACCGCGUCGUUCCACGCAGGGCAAGAACUUUAAAGUAGUGAACGUGCCCAUGGAGCCCUGGUGGCCGCUCGGUGAGGCUUCCCAGGUAUGUGAACAGACCGCUCCCAAUAGUGCGACGCUGCCUUCCACGCUCACUGAUGAUGGCGGUGGUCACGGCGGCCCGUCACAAAUGAACUCCUUCAAGAUCGGCACGAGCGCCGAGGACGCCCAGAACAAGGUCGACUCGCAAGCGCCGCCGCCGCCGCCAGACUUGGAAUUAAUUCCCGACGAGGUCCAGAAGCCCGCGGCGGACUGGACGGCCUUCCGGGUCGGGGUUCGGUACGAUCCUCCACUAUUAGCUCUGGAGUGGAAAGGAAAUGAGAAAACUCUGAGGAAGGACAUCCCGUUUCCCGAGGUCACGGAGUUGGCGGCUUUGGUGGCGGAGGUCGCCGACGACGAGUGCGCCGCCGCGGUCUUAGAUCACAUGGUGAAGACGCACGGCGCGCAGUGGUUGGAUUUUGAGAAGUUCUUCUCGAAGAAGCAGGUCUUACGGCUGGUGGACAUGGUCCUCCAGGGCGGGCCGGACUCGGUGGAGAUGUAGGCAUCGGUGGCGUAAGGUCUUUCCCUUUACCUUGUCGCGGCGAC